Messenger RNA from Lingula anatina, 751 nucleotides. RefSeq lists its product as uncharacterized. The record is from RefSeq and is a predicted model, not a curated record. Lineage: Eukaryota; Metazoa; Brachiopoda; Lingulata; Lingulida; Lingulidae.
CAGGUGCGAGUUCGUCUGCUCUCAGUGCCGCCUCUGCACAACUGAAAACAGGAGAAGCUGCAAAAGUUUGUGGAGUUUGUGAAUUAAAUUUGAAUAAGAAUGGAUACCCCAAAAGUCCAAAUUCAGGUUGAAGAACAUACACCAUUGGAACCAACUGCACCAAGUAUAACUACAGACAUGACUGAGGCAAACCCCAAUGAACAAAUAAGUGAGGAGAUUAAAGUAAAUGAACCCCAAGCAAAUGAAGAAGUGGAGAGUCCACAAGAUUCUAAGGUUCACAAAGAACCAGAAACUGGAGAAGUGGAACAGGAGGCUGUGGCAACAUCUGACAAAGAGAAUGCACAGAAAGAAGUAGAACCUGUUAACCCACAGAAGAGAUUGUCCAGUGAAGUUUUCAGUGAGAACAGUCAAGAAACCAGCCCAAAGAAACAUAGGUUACUGGAAUCAUCUGUAAACCAACAUGAAACUGCAGCUUAAACUGAUUCUGUGCUAAAAAACUGUAGCAAAAACUGUAAAAAAACUUUAGCAUUUAUAUUUUGGAAAAAAUCUUUUAAUAGAUUUUUAAUGGAGCUGUUCUUUUUUUAUGUAGUUUAAGUUAUGAUACUUAUAUCUGCACAUACUUUGUAACUGGGCACUUUAAUGAAGAUUUUUAAGUCUCAAAAUUUUCUAAUGUAAGAGUGAUUUGUUCUCUCCAACCCUUCAUAUUUUUAACAUUCAAAUAUUUGUAGCAUUAAUUGAUCAUUGACUAAUA